Jatropha curcas is the source of this 1134-nucleotide messenger RNA. Its product is annotated as Glycosyl hydrolase family 35 protein. The record is from RefSeq and is a predicted model, not a curated record. Lineage: Eukaryota; Viridiplantae; Streptophyta; Magnoliopsida; Malpighiales; Euphorbiaceae.
AACCCAAUCUUUUCUUUUCUCUACCAUAUGAGUUAUGCCUUGGUUUAUGAUUCUUACUCCGGUUAAAUUUACUCGACUCGGUGGCAAUGAAAAAAAGUGCUUGGCAGUUGGCGCCAAUGUUUUUAUCUUUUAACUAUAGACGUGCCGAGUGGCUCGCAUUCCAGCACAGGCAGAGUCUUUCAAGAUUCAGCAUUAAAGUCUCUUAUUCAUUCCCCAUUGUUUCUGCUGCGCACUAGACAACACAAACCCAAUUUACUCUACCCAGCAGUGUAAGACAAUGAUAGCCACAUGCUAUCGUUUAUUAUUCACUCACCACAUUAAAGACAAUGCACUUCUAUACAUUGCAUAGAUAUGGCCCUUUAAAUUUCCCCUUAUCUCCACCGAUUCUCUGGUAAACUUUGUUCUUCUCUCUAUUUUACUGACGACAGUAGGCAAGUGAUUUUCUAUUUUUCUGGUUUUUUUUCCCUGGAUCAAAUAUCUCAUGGGUUAAUCUCAAUUGCUCAAAAAGGGGUUAAAGGAAUAUUUCUUUUUGGACACUUUUUUUUUUUCUGCAAUUGGUGUUGGAGGAGAAAGUUUGGUGUGUGUAAUUUUCGCAUUAUGAAGGUUUCUGGAAUCUGGGUUUCGUACUUACUGGUUGGGACAGCUUUAAUUUUCCUCAACUUCUCUUGUGUUACAACCGCCAUAUCAAUUUCUGAUAUGGCCAUGACUGACGGAAGCAGCAGAAUGAUAAUGAGCAGGAAACUCAAGGAGAAUAGCUAUAAUCACAGCACUGACAAGAAUCGCGACGCUCACAGCUUGGAUCUUGACGAUUACCAUCCUAUAGAUCCGGUUCCAAGUUCAAAGGCUUCCAUAAAACCUGGACCCAUUGAGCAUGGAACUCCUCUGAAUCCAUAUAUUCCUAGGCAUUCUCCUCCUAGUCCUCCUCAUCCAAAGCAAAUUGGUUAGUUUGCUAAUCCAUUUAUAAAAAGUGAGAUUUAUGGUAAUAACAAGGAGAAUGUAGCUACUUAAUUAGCUUUUUAUGUGAUGUUUUUAGUAGCUUUUUUGUUAUAUUGUCUGCAUUAGCCAGCUUAUGUUCCAUCUUCCUUAGUAUGGUUUGUUCAAUGUUGAUAGUUGUACCUUUAUGUGAAUGAAUUU